AUGGUCGUAUUUGAAAUAAUCGUACUUGGAGCCAAUGGAGGACCUUCUGAAUAUGGCACGCAAAGCUUUAUUCUCAGACCUGUGAGGGCAGAAAGUCCAGCGUUAAUAGCUGUCGAUGGUGGCGCCGGGAUGCAUCAAUUAAGAGAGAUGUUGGCCCAAAAGUGGAAUGACAAUGAAGAUUAUGACGAGCUUGUUCCAAGUUUCUAUGAACAUGACCGAGAACCAAUAGAAUUUUUUGUUAAUUCUAAACUAAGCAUACAGAGGGGCUUAUCUAGAUCUUUGCUACAAUCAUUAAAGAGGCAUGAGGAACAUUUUGAGGAUUCAAAUACGACAAAUAAAGCUUACAAGUUGUUCCAAGGGAUUACCGACUACUAUAUCACGCACCCACAUUUUGACCAUAUUAGCGGAAUGGUAAUAAAUUCUCCUUCAAUAUAUGAGCAAGAGAACACUAAAAAGAAAACUAUAUGGGGUUUACCACACACAGUUGACGCCUUGCAAAGACAUGUGUUCAACGAUUUAAUGUGGCCGGAUUUAACUGCAGAACGUUCGGAAAAGUUGAAGUUAAGCUAUUUGAACUCCAAGGAAGUUCAUAAGUGUACUAUCUUCCCUUGGGACGUAGUACCGUUCAAGGUUCAUCACGGGAUAGGCGUCAAAACCGGCGCACCAGUAUACAGCACUUUUUAUAUCUUUAGAGACAGGGAAACUAAAGACUGCCUAGUUGUUUGUGGAGAUGUUGAACAGGACCACGCAGGCCUAGAAGAAUCUUUGCUAGAGGACUUUUGGUCUUACGUCGCCGAGAAUAUACCACUUUUGCAUCUCAAGGGCAUAUUAGUGGAAUGCUCUUGUCCUUUGUCUUUCAAACCAGAACAGCUGUAUGGGCAUCUGUCUCCGACAUGUUUGAUCAAUGAACUAUCUAAUUUGAACACUCUAUACAACAGUAGCAAAGGACUAAGUGGGCUGAAUGUCAUCGUCACUCAUGUCAAGACAACCCCGGCCAAAAGAGACCCAAGACUGACCAUACUCGAGGAAUUACGAUUUUUAGCUCAGGAAAGAAACUUGGGAGACCUAAGGAUAUCGAUUGCGCUAGAAGGCCACACCUUGUUUCUAUAG
This is a messenger RNA of Saccharomyces eubayanus, 1110 nucleotides long. RefSeq names its product 3',5'-cyclic-nucleotide phosphodiesterase PDE1 (gene PDE1). Gene Ontology annotation, molecular function: 3',5'-cyclic-AMP phosphodiesterase activity; 3',5'-cyclic-GMP phosphodiesterase activity. Gene Ontology annotation, biological process: negative regulation of glucose mediated signaling pathway; cAMP catabolic process; cGMP catabolic process. The record is from RefSeq and is a predicted model, not a curated record. Bases 1 to 1110 code for a protein of 369 amino acids. The transcript has a single exon. NCBI's taxonomy places the organism in Eukaryota, Fungi, Ascomycota, Saccharomycetes, Saccharomycetales, Saccharomycetaceae.